AGCUGCUGAACUUUGGACGGCUGGUUUGAAGCCACAUGUGAGUUUUAUUUCGAGGUUCAACAGGAAAAGCAGCUGCUCUGAACUUUCUGCUCACCUCUGAGAAAACCGAGGAAAAACUUCAGGAUGGCUGAGAGACGGGUGACGGCGAAGCCUGCAGCAGAACCGGACUUCCUGCAGUUCAACGACCUGGCCUGUGAGACGGUGGGAGGAAAGGUUAUUUUUGCCACAGAUGAAUGGUUUGCUCCGGCUAAAAACCUGCUGAAGCGAGAGCCUCCGCAGUUCAUCCCAUCUGCUUUCACAGAAUUUGGGAAGUGGAUGGACGGAUGGGAGACGAGGAGGAAGAGGAUCCCGGGUCACGACUGGUGCAUCAUUCAGCUGGGAGUGGCUGGUUUCAUUCAUGGACUUGAUGUCGACACGUCUUUCUUUACUGGGAACCACUCGCCUUACGUCUCCAUCCAAGCCACCUGCCUCGAUGAGCUGCCCCCGUUCACUCCCGGGGAAGAUCGGACCGGCAUGGCCGCCACUGGAGCUCAGAUCGCUGCUGUUGCCAAGCUGAGCUCAGAGGUUUGGCCAGAGCUGCUGGGCGAGUCGGCGCUGCAGCCUGGAUACGCAGACUGCUGUCACAACUACUUCAGGGUCAGCACCAAGAGGAGAGUCACGCACCUGCGCCUCAACAUGUAUCCAGAUGGAGGAAUAGCCAGACUCAAGGUGUUUGGUAUCGGCCAGAGGGAUUGGUCUUCCGUCCCGACCAACCAGGACGUCGACCUCGUAGCGCUGACCAAUGGGGGAGUCUGCCUCGGCUACAGCGACGCCCACUUUGGACAUCCGCGCAACAUGAUUGGACUUGGUCGAGGCGCCAACAUGGCGGACGGAUGGGAAACGGCCCGCAGAUCAGACCGGCCCAAAACGCUGAAGGCAGACCAGCGGGGAAUCCUCCAGGUGCCUGGCUGGGAGUGGGCCGUGUUUCGUCUCGGUCGUCCUGGGCUGAUCGGCAGCAUUGAGGUGGACACCAACCAUUUCAAAGGUAAUUUCCCAGACUCCUGUCGGAUCGAAGCGUGUCUUUUAACCGCUGAAGACGAGGCGCGGUGCAUCCAAACCAGAUGGAACUCUGGGAAAUGGGAAGUGCUUCUUCCACCUCAGAAGCUCCGUCCUCAUCACAGGCAUCAAUACAGCAAAGCAGAGCUGAUGCUGAAUGGACCCGUCAGCCAUGUUCGGCUCAUCAUCGCUCCUGAUGGAGGCGUCAGCCGCCUCCGUCUGUGGGGUCGGCCCAUGUUGGUCCCCGGAGCUCCAGCCAAUCAGAACAGACCGCCAUCCAAACUGUGAUCCGUCACCUCACUGACCUCACCAUGUGGGAGGUCUGAGGAUCUUAUUUGGAAGAAAUUGUGUUGAUGAUCUAAAUUUAAAAGUUUAGAAAGUGAAUGGUUCUAAUAUAACAAACCCACAGACAACUUUCCCAGGUUUCCAGGGGAAAAGCAUGUGGUCGUCUCUCCAAGGUCCGUCUGUGUCCACAGAUAACGAUGUGGAGACAUCUGGACACAGACGACAGCCCUGCGUCUGUAGAAGUCAUUUUUAAACAGAAUCGCAGAAGUUGUUCUGUUUGGUUCUGAUGUUCUUCACUUUGAAUUUGUGAUUUUAUUAUUUCAAAGAGGAUCCGGAGCUGUGUCGACUUCCUGAAGGCCGAGUUUCAAGGUGUUAAAUUAUGACGACAAAUUUCCUUUAAAUCAUGUUUUAUAUGAAAACAUUUUUAUAACAACUGAAGGUAACAUAGUUAUUUGACUGUGCUAUGAAAUGCCUGGAAAAUAUAUAACACCGCCCCUUUAAGAGUGCUUGUUUUCUUCAAAUAAAAUGUCUACUUCAUUUCCACCCAACUAGGAAAACCCUCCAUGGACUCAGGUUGGUCCACCAGGAAACAUUUAUCUGUUUUACUCGCAGUUUCUCUACAACACAUCCAUUUGUUUAGAUUUACGUUUAUCGGCUUCUUCUUCUUCUCCAGCUGCAUUUUCUCCACAAUUAAUAACAUGAAAUAAACAACUGGAGGUCAGGUCAGUGAGGAUCAAUGACAGCUCCAGUUUCUUCUUCCUCAAAAAUUAACUGUUUUAAAAAAAUAUGUCUAAUCGGCAUUGAUUUCGUCUCGACUGACUUCCUUUAGUCUCCUCCUCCACUGCUAGUUGUCACGUUUUUAUGGCUCGUCUGUUUCCUCCAGCAGCUCUAACUGAAUGAAGGCGUCAAACUAUUGGUCCUGAAAUGCGUCACCUAACAUAUUCUGCAUCGUACAUGUCACUGUGCUGCUGCUGUGUUUAAACAUCUGAAGCUCCGCCCCUUCCAUCACUCACAGCUCUGAGCAUAAACCUGACCUCUGACCCCAUCUGGGCAGCUUCAGCAGUGAGGCAGCCAUGUUUGUCAGCUGCUCAGAUGUUACUGAAAUUACAGUAAUUAUCCACGCUGUGUGGUCCCAAUGUGUUUGAGUUUGUGUCUGACUGCUGACUUUGACCUUUUUAACGGCCCUCCACUCGUUUCCCACCUCAGUGGGUUUUCACCAGAUGUUGAACAUCGCAGGAACAUUUUCCACAAAUCACUAAUCUGUUGUUUUAAGGGGAGGUUUAUUCCACAGAUAUAUUUUUUAAUUGUAUUUCCACAUGAGAUAAAUCAAUAAGGGCCUUAUUUGGGUUUCAUAAAAUAUUUUUUUCU
Xiphophorus maculatus (southern platyfish) is the source of this 2688-nucleotide messenger RNA. It is a transcript of the gene allc, whose product is annotated as allantoicase. The record is from RefSeq and is a predicted model, not a curated record. Gene Ontology annotation, biological process: allantoin catabolic process. Bases 124 to 1323 code for a protein of 399 amino acids. Gene Ontology annotation, molecular function: allantoicase activity. The transcript has 11 exons. NCBI's taxonomy places the organism in Eukaryota, Metazoa, Chordata, Actinopteri, Cyprinodontiformes, Poeciliidae.